UCAGAAUACGAACGUAUAUAUACUCAACUGAGGCUUCUCUGUUCCUCUCCUUCCGCAUCCAGUCACACAUCUUCAUUCACUCCGUCCUUCAUUCUCUUCUCUUUUCUCUUCCCGAAAUCGAAGGGAUCCUCCGUUCCUGCCAUGGCGGACAACCCUGUUGUUGUGGCUCCUUCUACAUCGUUAUCUGGGGCUGCUCCUCUUGGCUCCUCGGUCAUCUCAUUGGUCAACCGGCUUCAGGAUAUCUUCGCCAGGGUCGGAAAACAGUCCACCAUCAACCUCCCUCAGGUGGUUGUCGUUGGUAGCCAGAGUAGUGGCAAGUCCAGCGUCCUUGAGGCUCUUGUAGGUCGGGACUUCUUGCCCCGUGGAAAUGAUAUUUGCACCAGGAGGCCGCUCGUGCUGCAGCUUGUGCAGACUAAGAUGAAGCCUGAUGGCACCGAAGAGGAAUAUGGCGAGUUUCUGCACUUGAACGGGAAGAAAUUCUACGAUUUCUCUGAGAUUCGCAGGGAAAUUCAGGCUGAAACUGAGAGGGAUGCAGGAGGGAACAAAGGUGUUUCAGACAAGAUGAUUCGUCUAAAGAUCUUUUCACCAAAUGUUCUUGAUAUAACACUUGUAGAUCUCCCGGGCAUAACAAAGGUUCCUGUUGGUGACCAGCCUUCUGAUAUUGAAGCUCGAAUUAGAACAAUGAUCAUGUCAUAUAUCAAAAUUCCCGCCUGUGUCAUUCUGGCUGUCACACCAGCAAAUUCAGAUUUGGCUAAUUCAGAUGCUCUUCAGAUGGCUAGAAUUGCUGACCCUGAUGGUAGUAGAACAAUUGGUGUAAUCACAAAGUUGGAUAUCAUGGACAGAGGUACUGAUGCCCUGAAUUUGUUGCUUGGAAAAGUUAUUCCUCUCCGUCUUGGUUACGUGGGUGUUGUUAACCGUAGUCAGGAGGAUAUUCUUAUGAAUAGGAGUAUAAAAGAUGCUCUUGUUGCUGAAGAGGAAUUCUUCCGCAGUCGUCCUGUGUACAAUGGCAUAGCAGAUCGUUGUGGUAUUCCUCAGCUAGCGAAGAAGUUAAACAAGAUUCUUGCACAACAUAUCAAGGCAGUGCUUCCAGAGUUGAGAGCACUUAUAAGCAAUGCACUGGUUGCUUUUGCAAAGGAGCUUGUGAGCUAUGGAGAAAUCACUGAGUCCAAGGCUGGUCAGGGUGCUCUCCUUCUGAAUAUUCUUUCAAAAUACUGUGAAGCAUUCUCCUCCAUGGUAGAGGGGAGAAACGAGGACAUGUCUACAAUUGAGCUUUCUGGAGGAGCUCGAAUUCACUAUAUUUUUCAAUCAAUAUUCGUGAAGUGCUUAGAGGAAGUUGAUCCGUGUGAGGAUUUGACUGAUGAUGAGGUUCGAACUGCCAUACAAAACGCUACUGGACCUAGAUCAGCAUUGUUUGUUCCUGAAGUGCCAUUUGAAGUUCUUGUGAGAAGACAAAUAGCUCGGCUAUUGGAUCCAAGCCUUCAAUGUGCUAGGUUUAUAUAUGAUGAAUUAAUAAAGAUCAGCCAUUGCUGUAAGGUGAAUGAGCUUCAGCGGUUCCCUUUCUUAAGAAAGUGCAUCGAUGACGUCAUAGGGAACUUUCUGCGAGAUGGUCUUGAACCCUCAGAGAAUAUGAUUGGGCACAUUAUUGAAAUGGAGAUGGACUACAUAAAUACUUCUCACCCAAAUUUUAUUGGUGGAAGUAAGGCAUUGGAGAUUGCAAUGCGACAGAUGCAGUCUUCUAGAGUUCCUCCCUCAGUUUCAAGGCAGAGGGAUGGCAUGGAAACUGAGAGGGGAUCAGCUUCUGAUAGAUCUCGAGGUAUUUUUACAAGGCAAGCUAAUGGAUUUGUGGCUGAUCAGGUUGUUCGUCCUGCAUUGGAUGUUGAAAGGGCUGCAGCCUCUGGAACCUCUGGUAAAUCAAGUUGGGUUAUUUCAUCCAUUUUUGGAGGUGAUAACCGUACAUCUGCAACAGAUAGUACAGCUAGUAGAGGACAUAGUGAAACAGUUCAUGUGAUGGAACAGUCCUUCUCUAUGAUCCAUUUAAGAGAGCCCCCUCCUAUCUUGAGGUCAUCUGAGAGCAGUUCAGAGGCAGAAGCUAUUGAGAUUGCAGCCAUGAAGUUGCUUUUGAGAUCAUAUUACAACAUUGUUAGAAGGAAUGUUGAGGACUUCGUACCAAAAACAAUUAUGCACUUCUUGGUAAACAAUACAAAACGAAACCUGCACAAUGUUUUUAUUCAAAAGCUUUACAGAGAGAACCUGUUUGAAGAGAUGUUGCAGGAGCCUUAUGAGGUAGCUAGGAAAAGAAGGCAUUGUCGAGAAAUGCUCCAAAUUUAUCAACAGGCUUUUAAUGAGUUGAAUGGGCUACCUCUGGAAGCUGAAACAGUUGAAAGGGGUUACAGUUUGUGUAAACCAAAUGGUCAGCCUAAUAUUCGUCGAAUGCCAACUUCAACAGGUUCUGCAAGCAGUUCUAGAAGGUCUUCUCACUCUGGGGAGGUUCCAUCGCCACUUCAUGCUAAUUCAGAUUCCAAUGGAACUGCGGGGCCGUUGGGCUAUUAAUCCGCUGUUGAUUUAUGAGCUGGCUGAGCAUGGUUAUUGAGCUGGCCAGGAGGAAGAAGUUGUUGUUAUUUUUUCCCCUCCUUUUAGUGUUAAAAGUUGCCACUUUGUUUUACAAAAGGUUCUCUUUUCCCCCUUAAUAUAAUAGCAUUGGCUUUAUUUGCAAGGCUCAAAAAAGAAUAACGGGAGCAGAUUUUGUCCCAUUU
Messenger RNA from Neltuma alba, 2753 nucleotides. RefSeq names its product dynamin-related protein 3B. Gene Ontology annotation, cellular component: peroxisome; microtubule; mitochondrion. Gene Ontology annotation, biological process: peroxisome fission; mitochondrial fission. Lineage: Eukaryota; Viridiplantae; Streptophyta; Magnoliopsida; Fabales; Fabaceae. The record is from RefSeq and is a predicted model, not a curated record. The coding region runs from base 142 to 2550 and encodes 802 amino acids. Gene Ontology annotation, molecular function: GTP binding; microtubule binding; GTPase activity. The transcript is spliced from 20 exons.